GACUCCUCGCAUACAGUUUCGGCCUGCGCCACGCCGUGGACGCCGACCACAUUGCAGCUAUCGACAACGUGACCCGGAAGCUCGCGAGGGCCGGGGGAUCGCCACCGGCCACGGUCGGCCUCUUCUUCGCUCUGGGCCACUCGCUGGUCGUCACGCUGAUGUGUGCCCUGGUGGUCGUCGGGGGGGACUACAUGGAGGGCCACCUCCAGAGCUUUGCGCGCGUUGGCGCGAUACUCGGAGCAUCGAUCUCCGGGUCAGACUUCAAGGUUGCCCUCGGGGAAGAGAUGCUUCCUGUCGGCUUUUUGUUCGGCCUGGGUUUUGACACCUCAAGUGAGAUAGGCUUGUUGGGUAUCGUGGCCAUGUCGCAUAGCAAUAUAGACCGAUCCUGCAUCAUGCUCUUGCCCCUGAUGUUCAUGGGAGGCAUGUGCUUGGUUGACUCUUUGAAUGGCAUCCUUAUGGCUUGGGCUUAUGGCAAAGCGCUGGAAGACACCAUGCAGCGUCUGUACUACAACUUGUUUCUCACAACUACUUCGGGCUUGAUUGCGCUCGCCGUCGGCGUCAUCGAGGUCUUAGGGGCUUUCCAAUGUGGCUAUGACUUGCACGGUGGACUGUGGAAUGGCAUCGCUUACAUCAACAAUCAGUUCGAGAUUUUGGGCUACUUCGUGAUCGGGUUCUUCGUAAUUUCAAUGGCUAUAGCGCUGGGCUGCUUCUGGAAA
Molecule: messenger RNA, 716 nt
Organism: Prorocentrum cordatum
Lineage: Eukaryota; Dinophyceae; Prorocentrales; Prorocentraceae
Source: the annotation of a GenBank genome assembly